GGGGAAAGGGGAGAGAGCCAGUCACGUGAUGAUUGAUAGUAUGAAGAAGAGGGAUGGACACUUAUGCUCCACCCUGGGUCUGAGCUCUUCUCUUGCUGGUGUGGGAUCUGCUGUCGAGUGCCAAAAUAAAAUCAAGUCUCGUUUAAAGGAGAAUUCCUGCUGUGUGUUUGAGGGAAUCGCUAAACCAGGCCAUUCAACACCUCUGAAUGACAUCUACACAGAGCUCUUCAUCACACACAGAGGCAGUGGAGAGGUCAACAAGGAACAUGAGGUCAGACUGACUGAAACAGCUUUCAGUAAACCAUUCAAGGAGGAAACACCAAUAAAAUGUGGAGACAUCUUCAAACCCUUACCUGGAAAAGAUAAAUCAAUCAGGACAACAAUGACAACUGGUGUGGCCGGCAUUGGUAAAACCAUCUUAACACAAAAGUUCACCCUGGACUGGGCUGAAGAAAAAGCCAACCAAGAAAUACACUUCACGUUUCUCUUCACAUUCAAAGACCUGAAUUUACUAAAAGGGGAAGAAUUUAGCUUGGUGGAACUUCUUCAUCAUUUCUUUAUUGAGACCAAAGAAGCAGGAAUCUGCAGAUUCGACCGGUUCCAAGUUGUCUUCAUCUUGGAUGGACUGGAUGAGUGUCGACUUCCAUUGGAUUUCAAGGAAAACCUGAUCUGGACUGAUGUCACAAAGUCCACCUCGGUGGACGUGCUGCUGACAAACCUCAUCAGGGGCAAACUACUUCCCUCUGCUCGCAUCUGGAUAACCACACGCCCUGCGGCAGCCGAUCUGAUCCCUGCUGAGUAUGUUGACAUGGUGACAGAGGUGAGAGGGUUCACUGACCCACAGAAGGAGGAGUACUUCAGGAAGAGAUUCAGAGAGGAGACGCAGGCCAACACUAUCAUCUCCCACGUCAAGAAAUCAAGAAGCCUCCACAUCAUGUGUUACAUCCCAGUCUUCUGUUGGAUCACUGCUAAUAUUCUGGAGGACAUCUUAAAGAAAUCCCAAAUAGAAGAGAUGCCCAAGACCGUGACUCAGAUGUACAGCUACUUCCUUUGGGUUCAGUCGAUACAGGUGGACAGGAAGUACCAUGGGAGAUCUGAAACAGAUCCAUACUGGGGUCCAGAGAGCAGGAAGAUUAUUGUUUCUCUGGGAAAACUGGCUUUUAACCAGCUGGAGAAAGGCAACCUGAUCUUCUACGAGGAAGACCUGGCAAAGUGUGACAUCGAUAUCAAAGAAGCCUCAGUGUACUCAGGGGUGUUCACCAAGAUCUUUAAAGAGGAGUGCGGGAUGUACCGGGCCAGGGUGUUCUGCUUUGUCCAUUUGAGUCUCCAGGAGUUUCUGGCUGCCCUUUAUGUCUUUUUGACAUUCAUCAACGAUGGUACCAAUCUGAUCUCAGAAGAACCACCCACCUCUGGGGAAGAUAAACUCCUCCUCCUCUACCAGAGUGCUGUGGACAAGGCCUUACAGAGUGAGAACGGACAACUGGACUUGUUCCUCCGCUUCCUCCUGGGCCUCUCUCUGGAGACCAAUCAGAUUGUCCUACGAGGUCUGCUGGGACAGACAGGAACUAGCUCACUGACCAAUACAAAAACAGUGUCUUACAUCAAGGAGAAGAUAGAUGGAGAUCUCUCUCCAGAGAGAAGCAUCAAUCUGUUCCACUGUCUGAAUGAGCUGAACCACCGUUCUGUAGUGAAGGAUAUCGAACAGUACCUGACAUCAGGAAAUUUCUCAGAAGAAUUUCUCUCUCCUGCUGAACUGUCAGCUCUGGCCUCCAUCCUACUGACAUCAGAAGAGGAGCUGGACGUGUUUGACCUGAAGAAAUACUCUGCUUCAGAGGAGGGUCUUCUGAGGCUGCUGCCAGUGGUCAAAGCCUCCAAAACAUCUCUGUUGAAUGGCUGUGAUCUGUCAGAGGGAUGCUGUGAAGCUCUGGCCUCAGUUCUCAGCUCCAGCUCUAGUCUGAGAGAGUUGGACCUGAGUACCAACGAUCUGCAGGAUUCAGGAGUGAAGCUGCUCUCUGAUGAACUGGGGAGUCCACCCUGUACACUGGAAACUCUCAGGCUCAAUGGCUGUCAGCUGUCAGCGAGAUGCUGUGAAGCUCUGGCCUCAGUUCUCAGCUCCAACUCCUCUAGUCUGAGAGAGCUGGAGCUGAGUACCAAUGAUCUGCAGGAUUCAGGAGUGAAGCUGCUCUCUGCUGGACUGGGGAGUCCACACUGUACACUGGAAACUCUCAGGCUGAAUAGCUGUCGUCUGUCAGAGAGAUGCUGUGAAGCUCUGGCCUCAGUUCUCAGCUCCAACUCCUCUAAACUGAGAGAGCUGGACCUGAGUACCAAUGAUCUGCAGGAUUCAGGAGUGAAGCUGCUCUCUGCUGGACUGGGGAGUCCAAACUGUACACUGGAAACUCUCAGGUCAGUUGUCAGCCUCUUCUUCAAACUGGUUAUUCUAGCUUCCAGUAAGUGCUGCUCCUGCCUGAUGCAUUUCUGUUGCUCUUUUCCCUGCUGACA
Gadus chalcogrammus (walleye pollock) is the source of this 2499-nucleotide messenger RNA. Its product is annotated as NACHT, LRR and PYD domains-containing protein 3-like. The record is from RefSeq and is a predicted model, not a curated record. NCBI's taxonomy places the organism in Eukaryota, Metazoa, Chordata, Actinopteri, Gadiformes, Gadidae. Bases 29 to 2497 code for a protein of 822 amino acids. Gene Ontology annotation, molecular function: protein binding. The transcript has 5 exons.